Molecule: messenger RNA, 720 nt
Organism: Lottia gigantea (owl limpet)
Lineage: Eukaryota; Metazoa; Mollusca; Gastropoda; Lottiidae
Exons: 6
Coding region: 1-720 (239 amino acids)
Source: RefSeq, a predicted model, not a curated record
AUGUCAGCCAACAGAAUUUAUUUUUUGGUGCCACCACAGAGACGAACACAAUGUUUGUUUUCCAUUCAGAAGAGAGCUUCCUAUACGUAUGUGACACCAAAAGAUUCAAUCGACAUCGAAGCUAAUAUUUAUGACAUUAUCUCUUUAACUUGUAUACAGUCAAGUUUUCAAAAGGUUACACAUAAGAGUCUGUCAAUAAGGGGUGCCUUCAUAAUUUUGGACAUCACACUACUAACGGUCAUCCAGCAAUCACAGUCCACUACAGUCAGAGUUAAUUUAUGUAAAAAAUACAAGCAAAGAAGAGAUGUUUUUCUCCCGCCCUUGAAAACUAAACCAAACAAGUUACUAGCAGCCAGCUUGGAGUCUUUCAAAGAUGUAGAAUCAGUUAUAGACAAGCACAGAAAAUUAUACGAAAAGGCCGUUGGAUCUCAUCAGCUGAUAAUAAAGAAUAUGGGUUUAAAAGAUUUUUAUCCAACUACAAAAGACACAAAAUUAUUUAAAUUACCGAGAAAAAGAAAGGUCCGCGUCUUAUUUGAAAUCCAGUGGAUGUUGACAUCAAUGCUUUACCAUUUAGAGGUUGCUGAUGUUUUGGAGAAAGAUUUCAGUUUCCGUAAGGUAGAAAUGAUGGUAAAAGUGCUAGGAGAUACCUGGAAACUAUUGAUGAAUAGUUAUAAUACAGAUUAUAGUUAUUUUAUUAAUUUAUUUCCAAUACAUUUAUAG